AUGCCCGGGGAACUGGUCCGACCGGCUCCGGAUCUGGGCCAGAGCCAUCUCUCCGCUAAGAUAUUACCGCUAAUAGAUAUUGAACCUCCGGCCACUAGGCGCGCUGCACCGCCGCUUUUGCCCGCCGACGUUCGUCGUGCUCGAUUUGCUUUUAAAUUGAUUAUUGCAGAAGCGGCCCGUCAUGUUUCCACUCAUAAGGCAUGUAUUAUGCCG
Molecule: messenger RNA, 213 nt
Organism: Iphiclides podalirius (scarce swallowtail)
Lineage: Eukaryota; Metazoa; Arthropoda; Insecta; Lepidoptera; Papilionidae
Source: the annotation of a GenBank genome assembly